AUUUAUGUCUGAAAAGGAAGCAACAUUAAAAGAAAUAAGUAAAAAGGCCAUAGCAGAUACUGAGAAAUUAGCUACCGUAUAAAGAUUUGGACUAUUCUCCUCACCUGUUCCCCUAGGUUUGGGUGACAAUAGUUAUGAUAAUAAACCAAGACGUUUUAUUAUUUCUCUUAAACCUUAGCUGCUCGUAAUGAAUAAGGAAAACCAAUUACUUCUCCUCCAAACAUGAAAGUCACAGCUCCUUAAUCAGGCAAAAUCAAGUCAUCUUACUUUAGCUAACUAGGCUUUACAACCAUUGGUGAUAAAUAUAUAGACCCUGAAAGAAAAAUUCGCAUUUAAGAAUUAGAAGAAAAUAAAAAAUAUUCUUCUGAUGAUAAAAAGAAUUUUGUUCCUCCAUCUGGCUUUAAAGAACUUUAUGGUGGUGUUUAUCCUCACUAAGCUGAUUUUGAAUUACCUAAAGGUCCAAAUAAUCAUAAAGAUGCUGAUGGCAGAGUUAAAAUUGGACCUAAAAAUGUUACUACAAAUCCUGCUUCUAAUAAAUUAUGUCAUUUUCCUAAACAUGAAAAAGAUGAAUACAAUCGUUAUCGCUAAUUUGAAAGAGAAAGAAUUUUUAAUGAAUAAAAAAUGCUCAAAGAUAAAUAACCAUUCAAGAGUACCAUUUACACAACUGAUAAUUUCAGCACUGAUAAAUAAGUCUUUGGUGAAACUAAUUUACCUAAAGUAAACUUAUUAUAGAAUUUAGCCAACUUAAGUCAAAGAGUUUAAACCUAAUAUAAUGAAACAUGAAGCUCCUUUUAAACCUUCAAAUCCAACCAAAAGUGGUGAGACUGGAUGUCUAAGCAAAUAUCCUCAAUAUAAAGGAGAUCCUCUUAAACCAACUUAGAGAAAAGAUUUUGUUAAAGGAAAAGAUCCAUUCAAGUAAAUUUCAGUUUUAAAUUAGACCUAAUCAUUUAAUGGAAAUGGUCAGACCUACUCCAAGCAUUUCGUGUUUUCCUCAUAAUCUUAAAAGAGAAUUAAACAAUAGAAUGUUUUGAGUCAUUUUAAAAUAAUCAAUAUAUUUUA
Messenger RNA from Paramecium sonneborni, 1059 nucleotides. NCBI's taxonomy places the organism in Eukaryota, Ciliophora, Oligohymenophorea, Peniculida, Parameciidae. The record is from the annotation of a GenBank genome assembly.